GUUUGUGUAUGGAUUUGAGUCCGCGUUCAUGGAGUUGGCGAUGUGCUUGUGGAGGAAGUGUAGCCUGAAGAGGGAGCUGCGCAUCCGUCCCCGCCUGCACUGAAGCGGCGCUAUCCGAAUACGACAGCCCGCGGUCUUGCACUGUCACAGAAGGCCUAUUUCCGUCAGCUUACCGCUCUUUAAAAAAAUUGUUAAAAUAUUGUUCCUUUUGCCAAUCGAGCGACCGAAGAAGCAGGUUUCUGCGUUUUCUAACACGCUUCAGUUAGUGCAAGGUGGAUUGUCUUGUCAUGAAUGAGCAGAUCGAAGGUGGUGCGAUCUCGUUUGACGAGUAUGUGCGGCAGAAGGCACGCACCGUCCCUCAGCAUCGCAUGAAGGAGUUUCUGGAAUCGCUGGCCACUAAAGGCCCCGAAGUUCUGCAGGAGUUCAGCCAGCAGACCAGUGGCACCACCACUACCAUGGUCUACCAGCAGGGGGCCAACUGCAUCUAUACUGACAGCACAGAGGUGGCAGGAUCCUUGCUGGAGCUGGCCUGCCCAGUGCAGGUGACGUCUGCGCAGAUCUCUCCACAGCUGGCUGCCGCCGUGCAGCAGGCAUCUGAACAGCAGAUCCAAGUCCAGGUGCAGAUCCAAGGUGAGGAGGGCCAGACCGUCGGCCAGGUGCUGCAAGUGGCCUCUCCUACCCAGCAGCAGCUCCAGGGGGUCACGACCACGCAGCUGGUGCAGCAGGGAGAGUUAACCGAGGAACAGCACCAACAGAUCCAGGCGCAGCUGGUGGCGGCUGUUGCGGGCGGUCAGCAGAUCCAGAUCCAGACAGUGGAGGCGCUGUCUCCCCCGCCACAGCAGGGCUCCCCACGUGAGGGGGGCGAGCGUCGGCCAGGGGCCUCGGCAGGUGUGCUGCAACCAGUGAAGAAGCGCAAGGUGGACGUGCCCACCGUGGUGUCCUACUCGCUGCCGCAAGGCCAGCAGCUGGCCACCGUGCUGGCCAUCCCUCAGGGCCAACAGCAGGGCUACCUGUCUCUCCGACCCGACCUGCUGACAGUGGACAGCGCACACCUGUACAGCGCCACGGGCACCAUCACAGGCCCCGCCGGUGAGACCUGGACCAUCCCCGUGUACUCGGCCCCUCAGCAGCAGGGAGUGGCCCACAUCGCCAUCCCACAGGAGGCGUACGGCGCCGUGCAGGUGCAGGCGUCGCCCACCCCACAGGACAAGGACAAGGACAAGCUGGGGGCGGUUGCCGUGCCGACGGCAGGUGUGACCACGCAGGAGGAGGUGGUGCACUCGUUGUUCCCAGCGCAGUUCAUGAACGGGAACAUCCACAUCCCCGUGGCGGUGCAGACUGUGGGUGGGGCCUACUCCGGCACCCCCCAGGCCCUGCAUAUAUGGGACCCACAACAGCAACAGCACGGCCAGGAGGUUGAGGCUCAGGAACAACAGCUCCACCUACAGACAGAGGCGGAGCCACAGGGCGAAGCCCCGCCUGAGCUCCUCCUCCCCAACACGCUAAAGCCAGAGGAAGGCCUGGAGACCUGGAGGCUUUGGGUGCAGCGCAAAAACGUCGAGCUCGACAAGAGCGAGCAGAACAAGCUAGCGCCGAUCGGCCGCCGGCAACCACUGCGUUUCAGAGAGGACCUGGUCUCCAGCUCGGUGGGCGAGCUCAAUGUGGCCUUGGCCCUCAUGACCCAGGAGGCUCGAGGUUUAGAGGGGGAGCUAUUUGAACCAGACGCACUCUAUUACGUCUUCUUAUGCAUACAGAAAUAUAUGUUCGAGAACGGCAGGGUGGACGACAUUUUUUCGGACCAGUACUACAGCCGCUUCUCGCAGUGUCUGCACAAAAUUCUUGAGGAGUGGCGGCCUAGUGUCCACCCGCUGGGUUAUAUUAUCCCCAGUCACGUGACAGAAGAGAUGUUGUGGGAGUGUAAACAGCUAGGAGCACAUUCCCCCUCUACUCUACUCACAACUCUAAUGUACUUCAAUACCAAGUACUUCCACCUGACCACGGUUGAGCAGCACAUGAAAGUGGCCUUCUCCAAAGUGCUCCGGCACACCAAGAAGAACCCGGCUAACCCAAAAGACAAGAGCACCAGCAUCCGCUACCUGAAGGGCGUAGGGUCCCAUCACGUCGGUCAGAAAGUGACGGAUGACAUGUACGUGGAGCAGGCAGAGGAUCCAGAGAAUCCACUACGCUGCCCCAUCAAACUCUACGACUUUUACCUCUUCAAAUGCCCUCAGACAGCCAAAGGCCGGAACGACACAUAUUACCUGACACCGGAGCCCGUUGUGGCUCCGAACAGCCCCAUCUGGUACUCCACCCAGCCAAUCACGUGCGAGCAGCUGGAACACAUGCUUACGCGCAUCAUGGUAGUGCGGGAGAUCCAGGAAAUCAUCUCCAUCGCGCAGGCCAGCAUUCAGUGAGGAAGGUCGAUGAAGAAG
This is a messenger RNA of Electrophorus electricus (electric eel), 2432 nucleotides long. RefSeq names its product glutamine-rich 1 (gene qrich1). Lineage: Eukaryota; Metazoa; Chordata; Actinopteri; Gymnotiformes; Gymnotidae. The record is from RefSeq and is a predicted model, not a curated record.